Molecule: messenger RNA, 2127 nt
Organism: Diaporthe citri
Lineage: Eukaryota; Fungi; Ascomycota; Sordariomycetes; Diaporthales; Diaporthaceae
Exons: 2
Coding region: 1-2127 (708 amino acids)
Source: RefSeq, a predicted model, not a curated record
AUGGAGUCGGACAAUUCCUCGGUUGAGGCGCCCAAGAGCCCGCCUGUCGAUGACAAGUCCCCUGCCACCGAGCAGACUCCCCCGAUCGAUCUCAAGAAGACGCCCGAGACGUCCCCCGACAAGGGCGUCGUCGCAUCCGAGCCGGCAAGCCCACAAUCAGACAAGAUUGAGCCUGAAAAGGCUUCUUUCGCUACCACCAUGACCAGCGCGGCCUACACCGGAGGCAGCGAGGCAAAUUCAUUCGUCAAGGACACCACCCUUGAUGACGACACUGGCAACGAGGACAACCUGAGCCCUCCACCCGAGUCUAUGAGCGGCAUAUCUAGCGGCGAUGUGGUCAUGAAUGAGGGGUCCCAGGAUGAGAUCGUCGUCGGUUCUGCCAAUAAUGAUGGCACCCCCAAGAACGAGGCUCAGCCUGUCCCUUCUGAGAAGGAGGACUCCAGCAUCAUGGACAUCGACCGAGACGAGAACAAGGCUGAACCUCCUACGUCUACCUACCCUAAGCGGAAGCGGUCUUAUGUCUUUGGCGACCUUACUGAGGACAAGAUGAACAAGAGCUUGCUCGCCGACGAGACAGACGACGAGGCUUCUCCUGUUCCAGGCCCUGCCACAGCAACCAGGUCGGGCAAGACCCCCCGUACAACUCAUGGCCUUGCUAGCGUCAAGGGCGUGACCAUUGGUUACUGGCGCGAGUCCAAGGCGCCGAUUGGCGACAAGCAUAUUGUUAAGGGCUUUAUUGAUUCUCGCGAUCGUCUCCGCACACGUGUCCAGCCCUGCAACCGCGAGGGAAAAGUUGUCACCGACCUGUACCCCCUUAAUCCUGGACCGGGUGGCAGCUGGGUCACCUUUGAGAAGAUCGUUUUUGACAACCACCUUGUGCACCUCGACCAAACCCAGGUCAAGGAGUAUGUCAAGAUCCGGUCCGACAUGGACGAACCGGAGAGCGAGGUCGGUGCAAACGACACAGCUGCAGUCCAGCAGGCUAUUGCCCGCUGCAAGGCCCGAGGCGCCCAGGUUGAGGGUGCCCAGCCGCCGCAGAUUGCUUAUGGUGUCGACAUCCCCGACCACGCCCUUCACCGCCCCGAGAAGCGUCGUCGCACCGGUGGCCCGUCCUCUGCCAACGCCACCCCCGUUGCGAAGGCCACCAACGCCCAGUCGCACGCCCCGGUGGCUGAUCUCCACGGAACUCGCCCUACGAAGAUCCUCCUUGGUUUCUGGAAGGGUUCUGCCGAGCCCGACGACAAGGACAAGCACGCCGUCUUCGGAAUCCUUGGCAACAAUGACAUGUUCCGUGUCAAGGUCGGCCGCGAGACUCGCGAUGGCAGACCGCUACAGAGCAACUUCCCUUCGGGCGCGGGCGCACUAUGGCUCUCUUUUGAUGAGUAUCAGAUCGAAGAUUACCUCGAGGGCCUCACCAGAAUGGAGCUCAAGGAGUACUGUCGUGUUCGCCAGUACCAGAUGGACCACGGCGAGCGGGCCGAGGAGAAGGAUCAGAACCGCAAGGUCGCCAUCGAUGAAGCACGCGCACGAGUCGCUGCGGGCUUCACCAAGCCUGAGCCUAGGGAGCACCCCUUGCCCUCCAACGCCAACGGCAACCUCGGCGAAGGUCCCUACACUGAAGCUGUCCUCAAGCACGAGGCUCCUACUCAUGAGACCCGUCAGGCCCACGCCCGCCGUUCGCUUCCGACUCUCGUGCCAAACCAGGCCCGUCAGUCCACGCAGCCUCCCGAGUUCCGCGCUGCCAAUAGAUCGGGUGGUGUCGAGUCCCGUACCAACAACCUCGCCGUCAACGCGGUCGCCCGCGCAGAGGCAAGGCAGACAAAGAACGACCAGCGCGAGGCUGCCUACAUAGCCCGCCAGAGCACCGAGGGAGACGCAGAAGGAGAUGUUGACGGUCAGUCCACCUUCCAGGACAACGUCUCCCGCCUGAACCGCGUCUGGGCUGCUCAGGAGGCCCACCGCAUGCGAGCGAACAAGGAGGACGCCAAGAUCUACAUGGGCAUUAAGUACGAGCGUAAGCAGACUGGCCCCUUCGAGGGCAAGCUCGUCUCCCAGGGAACCAUCAUCUCUAUUGACGGUGAGGACUAUGUGGAGUACCGUGUUCUUACCAAGCCCACCUUCUUCUGA